UCUGUCUUUCUCAAUCUGCGCGAUUUGAUUCACCAUUUCUCUCGUCUCUCUCAGAAGUCGUUGAUUCAUCUUUACUCCUACAUUUUGGUUGAAGGAGCUAUGGGGAGAAAGGCUGGGAAUUUGUACAUAAACCCGAAAAAGCUGGGGAAUAUGGCAAAACCGUGUAUGAAGGAAAUGGUAUCGUUCCUCAACUGUAUGGCGCUUAACCAUAUCAAAGAUGAUAAGUGCGAGAAACAGAAGCAACUCCUGAGUGUUUGUAUGCACGGCCAGACGGAUAAUAAGAACAAGUCUUGGGGAAACAUUAACUACCAUUUGCAGAGGCUUACCCGAGGAAGAAAGUGAUAUAAGCAUGGAUAUUUUGUAUCCAUAGACCGAUAGAUUCCGUUGUUGAUCUCUUCAUUUGUCUCUCUGUUCUUUGAGGUAUUCUAUAUGUACAAGUUGUUGGCAUCUAGAAGACGAAACAUUGGACACAUUGCUCACCAAAAGAAAUGAUUUUUGGUCUCUUUGUUUUGCAAUAAUCAUGUCUUCUGAGUGAACUGUGUCUAGGCAGAAAGAAUCCCUUAGUGUUAAUGAUGUUUUGUCAUACGAUUA
Camelina sativa (false flax) is the source of this 591-nucleotide messenger RNA. NCBI's taxonomy places the organism in Eukaryota, Viridiplantae, Streptophyta, Magnoliopsida, Brassicales, Brassicaceae. The record is from RefSeq and is a predicted model, not a curated record.